AUGGCCAAGCUCACCGCCGCGCAACGGGACCGCGCGCUGAUGCCCCCGCCCGCGCCCCGCGGCGCGCCCGAGCGCGGCACGCUCCCCGGCCAAGUCACGGCCCGUGGCGAGACCGUCCUCGCCGAGUCGGACUGGGCCGCGGCGAUGGCGGCCAUCAUUGACCGCGAGUACUUCCCGGACCUCCCGCGGCUGCAAAAUCGCGCGGACUGGAUGGCGGCGCUGCGGUCCGGGGACCCGCGCAUCAUCGCGCGCGCGCAGGCGAACAUCAUCCGGCGCCGCGCGGGCAUCCACACCCCCGCGCUCGACGCCGCUGCCGUCGCCGCCACCCCCGCCGCGCGCGCGGGCGCGGAGACCCCCGCGACGCCCCGCGGGUUCGACCCCGACGACGACGACGACGGCCGCGGCGCCGCCGCGCCGGGCCCCGCGAUGACGCUCGACGAGUUCUGUCGCAAGUACACGUCGGAGGACAACGCGUCGUUCGCAGACAUCCUCGAGAGGUUCAACGCGCGGAAGCGCGAGAAGCACGCGCACCUGUACCGGCCAGGGAACCGCGCGCUCCCGGCGCCGGAGCCGGCCGCGGGCGCGCCGCGGCGGCCGCUGGCGAUCGCGGGACCUGGCAGCGAGGGGCUUCUGGGGCGGGCCGACGGGCUGUCGGAGGCGGAGGCGGCGGAGCGCGUGCGGGCGGCGGAGGACGCGCGGGCGAACGAGAGGCUCGCGGACGGGUUUGGGUCGACGGGGCAGGCGCGGUGGGAGACGGGGCGGCGCAUUGAGCCGCCGAAGAACAGGCUCUACUACGACACGUCGCAGCAGGAGGAGCUGCGGCUGACGAAGAAGGAUAUGGAGGCGCGCGUGGGGUACUUCAUGGCGCCGCGGCGGACGGUGGCGGCGAACACGCGGCUGGCGCCGCGGGAGGGGGGCGCGGGGAGUCUGGCGACGACGCCGGGGGGUUACUCGACGGACGGGAGCGUGCCGAGCCCGCUGACGGGGCAGGCGGCGGCGCGCGCGGCGCUCGGGACGGCGCAGCGCGGCGGCGGGCGGCCGUACUCGAUCGUCGCCACGCCCGUCGUCGAGCCGGGGGGCGUCGGCGAGGACCCCGUCAUGACGUGGGGGGAGCUGGGGUCGACCCCGCUCCGCCUCGACGGCCCCGAGGACCUCGCGGCCGGGUCGAUCCCAGGCACCGCGGGCGGCGGCUUCCGCGUGGCGGACCGCUCUGCCAAGGACGCACUUGUCGACGCGCUGGCGCAGAGGGCGCAGGAGCGGCGCGGGACGACCCCGCGGCGGACGGAUCGGUCCGUGGCGGGGACGCCGCUGCGCGGGCUCGGGGCGUCGGGGGGUGUGCGGAAGUCCGAGGGGUCCGCGAAGGGGGGGGGUAUCAGUGCGGCGGGCCGGCAGCUGCUGCGGCGGCUGCACACGCCGGUGCGGGGCGGGGCCGCGGACGCGCAGCUGCGGCAGUCGUACCGGGCGGCGGGCGGCGAUGCGGGCGCGGGGCGGCGCGCCGCGUCCUCGACGCCGUUCCGCACCCCGUCGGCCACGCCGGGACGGUGA
Molecule: messenger RNA, 1545 nt
Organism: Pedinophyceae sp. YPF-701
Lineage: Eukaryota; Viridiplantae; Chlorophyta; Pedinophyceae
Source: the annotation of a GenBank genome assembly